Chrysoperla carnea is the source of this 2507-nucleotide messenger RNA. Its product is annotated as NADH-quinone oxidoreductase subunit F-like. NCBI's taxonomy places the organism in Eukaryota, Metazoa, Arthropoda, Insecta, Neuroptera, Chrysopidae. Gene Ontology annotation, biological process: mitochondrial electron transport, NADH to ubiquinone. The coding region runs from base 1 to 2352 and encodes 783 amino acids. Gene Ontology annotation, molecular function: NADH dehydrogenase (ubiquinone) activity; 4 iron, 4 sulfur cluster binding; FMN binding. The record is from RefSeq and is a predicted model, not a curated record. The transcript has 9 exons.
AUGGACAAAAAGGAUUAUUUAACAAAAAUAGAAAAAAUGCUCAACGAAGGUCCAUACAGAGUUCAAAGAUCGGAUCCAUUAAUCACAUUCGUAAACGAUGUAAAAGACACUUUAAAAGCAUGUCCAAAGUUGAUUAACAACCAACUAAAAUUUCAAUUACAGUGUUCGAAUCCUGUAACACCUCGUCUGUAUUGUUUACCUAAAAUACACAAACAAGACGGAUCCAUGCGACCCAUAGUUUCAGGUAUAAAUUCUCCAACAUACAAGAUUGCAAAAUGGCUAGUAAACAAAUUUCAAACAUUAAAUAACGAAUCAGAUUCGUCUUCCGUCAAAAAUAGUAUUGAUUUAAUUAACAAAAUAAAAGAUACAGAAUUGGCACCAAGUGCAGUUCUAAUGUCAUUUGAUGUCAAAGCUUUGUAUCCCAGUGUUCCAAUACCAGAAGCAAUAAAGGCGUUGGAAAAAUGGCUUAAAAAUCAAGGUUUACAUAUGGAUGAAGUAACAGAAUUGGUAAAAUUAACACGUCUAUGCAUGAGACAAAAUGUAUUUACCUUCGAAGGUAAAUACUACAAACAAACAUUUGGAACGUCUAUGGGCAAUCCAUUAUCUCCAUUCUUGAGCAACAUCUUCAUGUCAGACCUCGAAGAACAAGCCAAACAACAAUUCAGUUAUUUUCCCGCUGUCUGGUACAGAAUCCAAAGGAACAAUUCAACAACCUUGAAACCAGAACAAAACAGCAUCGAUAAAAAGAAAUGGUGCAAACUUACAUAUUUUCAACCAUACGUCAACAAAUUAACAAAAGAACUUGGAGAACAUAACCUAAAAAUAGCACCCAUUAGUCGAACAAAAUUAAAACAAUUACUUGGAAAUCCCAAAGAUAAAAUCAACAAGGAACAACAAUCGGGAAUAUAUUGCAUUGGAUGUCAAAAUUGUUCGAAGAAGGCUCGUGAGGAAAUAUUUCAUCACUCGGCUAAAAAUUACCGAACGGUUGACGUAAGUGCUGAAGGGUUAAUUACGGGACAUCAAACUGAUUGUGAAACAAACACAUUAGAUGAUAAUAAUCGUAUUUUUCAAAAUUUAUAUGGACGCUAUGACUGGCGUUUAGAGGGAUCUCUUCAACGUGGUGAUUGGUAUCAAACUGAGAAAAUUAUGUCUAAAGGAUCCAAAUGGAUAAUAGAAGAAUUAAAAACGUCUGGAUUACGUGGACGCGGUGGAGCUGGUUUUCCAACUGCCGUAAAAAUGGGUUUUUUAGCCAACAAUCAAAAUUCGGAUAUGCCAAGAUUUUUGGCAGUUAACGCCGAUGAAGGAGAGCCAGGGACAUGUAAAGAUCGAGAAAUUUUGCGACAUGAACCUCAUAAAUUACUUGAAGGAAUUGUGUUAUAUUGCUAUGCAGUUAACGCUAGUCAAUGUUUUAUAUAUGUUAGGGGUGAAUUUUAUAAUGAGGCAUCAAUUUUAAAUCUUGCAAUAGCUGAGGCUUACAAAGCUGGGUACCUUGGCAAAUGUGUCUUUGGAACAAAGUUUAAUAUAGAUAUUCACAUACAUCGAGGUGCGGGAGCUUACAUUUGUGGCGAAGAAACUGCUCUUUUAGAAAGCAUUGAAGGUAAAACUGGAAAACCUCGCCUAAAGCCACCAUUUCCAGCUAACAUUGGUUUGUUUGGUUGCCCCACAAAUGUUAAUAACGUUGAAACAGUAGCUGUUUUACCGACUAUUUUACGACGCGGCGGGAAGUGGUUUGCAAGCUAUGGCCGAAAGAAUAAUUCUGGAACAAAAGUAUACUGUAUUAGCGGCAAUGUGUGCACGCCAUGUACAGUCGAAGAACGAAUGAGUAUACCGUUACGAGAAAUAAUUGAAACACAUGCAGGUGGUGUACUUGGAGGAUGGGAUAAUUUGUUAUGUGUUAUACCUGGAGGAUCGUCGACGCAAGGGCUUACAAAAGAUUUGGCUGAAAAGAGUAUCAUGGACUUUGAUGGUAUGAUGAAGGUUGGUAGUGGAUUUGGGACAGCUGCUAUAAUAGUUAUGAACAAAUCAAUAGAUGUAAUAAGCGCCAUUACACGUUUAUCAAGAUUUUAUAAGCAUGAAUCAUGUGGCCAAUGUACACCAUGUCGUGAAGGUUGUGAUUGGCUGUACAAGUUAAUGCAACGCUUUGAGAUUGGCAAUGCAACAGUUGAAGAAAUUGAUAUGAUGUAUGAACUUACAAAACAAAUGGAAGGUCAUACUAUAUGUGCAUUGGCUGAUGGAGCUGUGUGGCCCAUACAAGCUUUAAUAAAAAAUUUUCGUCCUAUUAUGAUUGAGCGUAUUGAAAAAUAUCAUGCAAUGAAAAAAGAAAAUGAAAAUAAAUUAAGAUGUGUAGUAUGAAUAAAAUGAACUAGUGGUGCAAAAACUCAAAAAAGAAACAACUUACGAUGAAUCAUGAUCAAGAAAAACAUCACUGCUAACUUCUGAAUCACUGCGUGGAAGCACCAACCUGGGAUUUGUCGUGUUAUUCUGUAUGUACCUUAAAAUGAUCAAAC